Molecule: messenger RNA, 3673 nt
Organism: Puntigrus tetrazona (Sumatra barb)
Lineage: Eukaryota; Metazoa; Chordata; Actinopteri; Cypriniformes; Cyprinidae
Gene: paxip1
Product: PAX interacting (with transcription-activation domain) protein 1
Exons: 22
Coding region: 94-3387 (1097 amino acids)
Biological process (GO): positive regulation of transcription initiation by RNA polymerase II
Cellular component (GO): nucleus
Source: RefSeq, a predicted model, not a curated record
UGUACCCUUUUCCUAUGAGGCCGGUUGUACGCUAAUCUGACAGCAACAUAAUGCUUACUUUCUGCUGUAAAAUUAAUUAAAUUAAUCUAAACAAUGUCGGAAGAAGACUUAAAAGUGCCGGAAGAGCUUUUCAAGGACGUGAAGUUCUAUGUGGUGGGAGACAUUGAUCAGAAGGUUGUACAACUUCUGAAGGCUGGGAAAGGAAAAGAAGUGUCUUACAAUGCCCUCGCCACCCACAUUAUAGCAGAAGACGGGGACAAUCCAGAGGUCGGAGAAUCCAGAGAGGUCUUCGACUUGCCUGUUGUGAAGCCGAGCUGGGUGAUUCUGUCUGUCAAAUGUGGAGACCUGCUACCAGUUACAGGGUUUUCCCCAGAGUCUGGACAAGUGUUCUUUGGUGUUACAGCUUGUUUGCCCCAUUUGUCCGAGGAUCUCAACACACUUUGGGCCUUUGUGACGUUCUAUGGAGGUGACUGUCAGCUCCACUUCAACAAAAAGUGCACACAUCUGGUUGUGCCUGAACCAAAGGGGGCCAAGUAUGAAUGUGCUCUGCGGCAUAGCAACAUUAAAAUAGUAACUCCAGAAUGGAUUUUGGACUCUAUAAAAGAAAAGAACAGGAAGGAUGAGACUCUGUAUCACCCACGUCUUACAGUAUAUGAGGCACCAGAAGAGGAAGGCAGCGAGUAUGAAAGGAGCUCACGUUCUGAAGGCAGUUACAGUGACAGACGCUCACCUCACAGCCGACGAUCCAGCCCUACAUCAUCCCGCGAUGCUUCCCCAGUAGGCAGGCGCAGUCGGUCACCCUCACCGAAACAUGAACGCAAAUCAGAGUUGAUGUUCGAUGACUCUGAUGACUCAUCCCCAGAGAAGGAGGAUCGUAACCUGAACUGGACCCCAGCUGAGGUGCCACAGCCUGGCCCUGCCAAGCGACGACUACAACCUGGCAAAGAAACCGGUUUGAUCAAUCUCUGUGCCAAUGUCCCUCCUGUACCUGGAGGUUUUGGGCCUUCAGAUGCACGGAUGGUCGGCACAGGUGGAGGUGUGCCUUUAGGGGUGGAGAGAUCUGAUGUCAUGGGUGGUUGGAAUCCAGCUGCUAGGACUCUGAGGAACAUUACUAACAACACAGACACGCAACAGGCCUCGCGACCCUCCAAUGUGGCACAUAUCCUCCAGAGUCUUUCAGCAUCCUCUAAAGGUGUGGUGGAGCACCUGGGAAACCAAGGCCAGCCUGGUGUUCCCAACCAGCUUCUGUUUAAUCCAGUUAAGACCCAGCAGCAACUACCACCUGAAGCACAGCAGCAGUUAAUACAGCAGCAACCAUCACAUCAGCUCCCGCAACAGCAACAGCAGCACCCGCAACAGAGCAACCACCACCACCACCACAAACAACAACAACAACAACAACAACAACAGCAGCAGCAGCAGCCGCCACAGCAGCAAGGCUUCCCUCAAAUGCCUCAGCAGUCUCAUCAGUUCUUGCAACAGCAGAUGCAUCAACAGAUGUAUGCACAACAACAGCAACAGCAGCAACAACUACAACAUACAUUCCCACAGCAACAAAUGCGACCACAGCAGCUUCCAAGGCCACCCUUGCAACAGCAACAUUUGCAGCAGUUACAACAGCAGCAUAGGCUCCAGUUACAGUUGCAGCAGCAGCAGCAGCAACAGCAGCAGCAGCAACAACAACAACAACAACAACAGCAGCAACAGCAAAACCAACAGCAGAUGCACCAACAGCAUUUGCAGCAGCAGCAACAUUUCUUACAACAGCAACUCCAACAGCAGCACAUGCAACAGCUGCAUCAACAACAGCAAAUGCAACAGCAGCAUCUGCAGAACCAGCAGUCUCUACAACAUCAGAACCAGCAGUCUCUACAACAUCAGAAUCAGCAGGUUGCUCAACAUCAGACCCAGACCAUGCUGCAACCUCCAGUGAUGCCUACACAGCUACACCAACUGUUCGGACACGAGCCAGGCCAAGACAUCCCUGAAGAGGGAUUCCUGGUUGGCUGUAUCUUUUCAAUUGCAGACUAUCCAGAACAGAUGGCUGAUAAACAAUUACUGGCCACAUGGAAAAGGAUCAUUCAGGCAAAUGGAGGGACUGUAGACUCUGUUCUCAGCCGCUGCACUCAUUUACUCUGUGAGAGUCAAGCCAGCAAUACCUACGUCCAGGCUCUGAGAGAGGGAAAACGUUGUGUGACGGCUCACUGGCUUAACACUGUUCUUAAAAAGAAGAGGAUGGUUCCCCCUCACAGGACCCUUCAUCUUCCUUUCACCUUCCCUCCAGGAGCCAAGCCCUGCUCACAGCAUAUCAUUUCUGUGACUGGAUUCGUGGACAGUGAUCGUGAUGAUUUGAAGCUCAUGGCCUAUCUAGCAGGAGCCCGAUACACAGGCUAUCUUUGUCGUAGCAACACUGUACUCGUCUGUAAAGAACCAAGUGGGUUGAAAUACGAGAAGGCAAAGGAGUGGAGGAUCCCGUGUGUGAACGCACAAUGGCUGUGCGACAUCCUACUGGGGCACUUUGAAGCUCUGCGGCAAAUCCAGCACAGCAGAUACUCCCAGUUCAAUUUACCUGAACCGCUGGCACCCAACCCUCAUCUUGUGCACAACCUUCUGAGUGCUUGGCGUAUUCCUGUUAAGAUCUCACCGGAGGCGUUGGCGAGCUUACGCCUGCAGCUGAAACAGAAACAGGCUGAUGUCGGCUCGCAGCCACCCAACAAGAGGCCCAAGUUAGAAGAGUUGCCGACACCUACUAAAAAGCUUCCACCCGAGUCCACACCUUACGUGCUUUUCACAGGCUUCGAACCAUUGCAGGCACAGCAAUACAUAAAGAAAUUGUAUGAUCUGGGAGGGGAAGUGGCUGACAGCGCUCAGAAGUGCACUCAUCUGGUCGCUAACAAAGUGACUAGAACUGUGAAGUUCCUCACUGCCGUAUCUGUAGUCAAGCACAUAGUCACUCCAGAAUGGCUGGAGGAAAGCUGGAAAAGCCAGAAAUUUGUGGAUGAGCAGAGUUAUAUGCUGCGGGAUGCAGAGGCAGAGGUGCUGUUCUGUUUCAGUCUGGAGGAGUCACUGAAGAGAGCUCACACAGCUCCGCUCUUUAAGGGAAAGUAUUUCUAUAUAACUCCAGGAAUCUGUCCGAGCCUCAGCACGAUGAAAGUUAUAGUGGAGAGUGCAGGAGGGAAAGUUCUGGCCAAGCAGCCCUCCUACCGCAAGAUUAUGGAGCACAAGCAAAACAAGAAUUUACCAGAGAUCAUUUUAAUAACCUGUGAAAAUGACUCCCAUCUGUGUCGAGAGUACUUCCUAAAGAACAUCGAUGUUUACACUGCUGAGCUCAUAUUGACGGGGGUGCUGACUCAAACCUUGGAUUAUGAAUCAUAUAAAUUCACAUGAUGUCCUUGUAAGGACAUGAAUAUUAUAUGACUGCUCGUGCCCUCUUCUGGAUCAACGCUAAAGGUUACUUAUUAAAUUUUAGUGUACAGUCAUGUUAUAUUUCAAUGUUUGUAUUUUAUUACUUGAUUUAAUAAAUAAUUUGUUACCGGUUUUGUAAACAAAGUAACAGUGAAUCUAAAUAAAUUACUGUUAUUUGUAAUUGUUGUUUUAAAUGAAGGCAAAGCUAUGUUUUUACUGUGAUAAAUGUUUGCCCCUUUUAUGGUUUUGCAAUAAAAUCUGAAUUUGA